Brienomyrus brachyistius is the source of this 4139-nucleotide messenger RNA. RefSeq names its product potassium channel subfamily T member 2 (gene kcnt2b). NCBI's taxonomy places the organism in Eukaryota, Metazoa, Chordata, Actinopteri, Osteoglossiformes, Mormyridae. Gene Ontology annotation, cellular component: membrane. Gene Ontology annotation, molecular function: intracellular sodium-activated potassium channel activity. The record is from RefSeq and is a predicted model, not a curated record. The transcript is spliced from 30 exons. The coding region runs from base 33 to 3731 and encodes 1232 amino acids. Gene Ontology annotation, biological process: potassium ion transport.
UUCGCACCCACCUCACUGUGUUCAGAGCUGACAUGGUGGAGCUUGAGAAGGAGGUUCUGCCGCUGCCGCCGAGGUACCGGUUCCGAGAUCUCUUGCUGGGGGACUGGCAAGCGGACGACAGGGUGCAGGUCGAGUUCUACGUGAAUGAGAACACAUUCAAAGAACGCCUGAAGCUCUUUUUCAUUAAGAACCAAAGAUCCAGUUUGAGGGUGCGACUGUUCAACUUCUCCCUGAAGGUGCUGAGCUGUCUGUUGUACAUUAUCCGUGUCCUGCUGGACGACCCGCGGGAGGGCAGGGGUGGAUGCUGGACCUGCCCCAAGCAGAACUCCUCUGCACAUCCCUGGAGCCACUUUGACUGGUCCCUCAUCAUUUGGGUGAACAGGCCGGUCCCUCUCUGGGCCCUCCAGGUGCUCGUGGCCUUCAUCAGUUUUCUGGAAACCAUGCUUCUGGUGUACCUCAGUUACAAGGGCAACGUGUGGGAGCAGGUGCUGCGGGUCCCGUUCGUCCUGGAGAUGAUCAGCGCUGUUCCGUUUGUCAUCACGGUGUGUCUGCCCUCCCUCAGAAAUCUGUUCAUCCCCGUGUUCCUGAACUGCUGGCUCGCCAAGCACGCCCUGGAGAACAUGAUUAAUGACCUCCACAGGGCCAUCCAGCGUACGCACUCAGCCAUGUUCAACCAGGUCCUCAUCCUGGUCUCCACGCUGGUCUGCCUCAUGUUUACCUGCAUCUGCGGAAUCCAGCACCUGGAGCGAGCAGGGAACAACUUGACCCUGUUCGACUCGCUCUACUUCUGUGUGGUCACCUUCUCCACGGUGGGCUUUGGUGACGUCACGCCGAAGAUCUGGCCCUCCAAGCUGCUGGUGGUCAUCAUGAUCUGCGUGGCGCUCAUCGUCCUGCCCAUCCAGUUCGAGCAGCUGGCCUUCCUCUGGAUGGAGCGACAGAAGUCAGGCGGUAACUACAGCCGGUACCGGGCGCAGACGGAGAAACACGUGGUGCUGUGUGUCAGCUGCCUGAAGAUUGACCUCCUCAUGGACUUCCUCAAUGAGUUCUAUGCCCACCCCCGGCUGCAGGACUACUACGUGGUGAUCCUGUGCCCAGCCGAGAUGGACGUCCAGGUGCGUCGGGUCCUGCACAUCCCACUCUGGGCACAGAGGGUCAUAUACCUGCAGGGCUCUGCCCUCAAGGACCAGGAUCUGAUGAGGGCCAAGAUGGACGAUGCGGAGGCCUGCUUUAUCCUCAGCAACCGAUUUGAAGUGGACCGCAUCGCCGCUGAUCAUCAGACCAUCCUGAGGGCCUGGGCAGUGAAGGACUUCGCUCCCAACUGCCCCCUGUACAUCCAGAUCCUCAAACCCGAGAACAAAUUCCACGUGAAGUUUGCAGAUCAUGUGGUCUGCGAGGAGGAGUUCAAGUACGCCAUGUUGGCCCUCAACUGUGUCUGUCCCGCCACCUCAACCCUCAUCACCCUCCUGAUCCACUCCUCGAGGGGACAAACAGUGCCUCCGGAGGCUUGGAGGCAGAAUGCAGGUGCCUUCCAGCCCCUAAGCAGGGAGGGCGUGGCCGGCUCCGCUGACCAAUGGCAGCGCACCUACCGGCGCUGCUCGGCCAAUGAGGUCCACCACAUCCGCCUGGAGGAGAGCAAGUUUUUUGGGGAGUACCAGGGAAAGAGCUUCACCUUUACGUCCUUCCAUGUGCACAAGAAGUAUGGGGUGUGUCUGAUCGGCGUGCGUCGUCUGGACACGGCCAACAUCCUGUUGAAUCCAGGCCCCUGUCACAUCAUGGCCGCCUCCGACACCUGCUUCUACAUCAACAUCUCCAAGGAGGAGAACUCGGCCUUUGUGCGGGGGCAGCGCGAGUCUCUGCUGGGCCCUGCAGGGGGCGCUCCAGGGGCCCCUCACACCAUCUACCACGGGUUGACACGCCUGCCCGUUCACAGCAUCAUCGCCAGCAUGGGUACGGUCGCCAUCGACUUGCAGGACUCCAGCGACAGCAGCGACGGGGCCGGGGGCGGGACCAAGGGUUCGCAGGGCCCAGAGAGCGGGGGUGUGGCCGAGAGGGGCUGUGACUCCAGCACGGAGAAGGGGAACACCCUGAGCCUCCCCAUAUCGGUGGACUCCGCCCCACCAAGACGACACAGCAUCGCCCCCGUCCUGGACCUGGGGGAAGUCAACGGCCCCACCUUUGACCUGCUGGGGGACCAAUCGGAGGACGAAGCAGGAGAGGAUGGCGAGGAGGGUGGGAAGGCCGCCAACUCUCCCAGUCCUUGGUGGGGAGGACACUGCGAGUGGGUGAAGGGGUACCCCUUGAACUCGCCGUACAUUGGCAGCUCCCCCACCCUCUGCCAUCUCCUCCAGGAGAAGGUGUCCUUCUGCUGUCUCCGGUUGGACAAGGCAUGCCACCACGUGCCCUACGAGGACGCCCGCGCAUACGGCUUCAGGAACAAGCUGAUCAUCGUGUCGGCCGAGAGGGCGGGAAACGGCCUCUACAACUUCAUCGUGCCCCUGCGGGCGUACUACCGACCCAAGAAGGAGCUCAACCCCAUCGUGCUGCUCCUGGAGAGCCCACCCGAGGCUGACUUCUUGGAGGCCAUCUGCUGGUUCCCCAUGGUAUUCUACUCCGUUGGAUCCAUCGACAACCUGGACAGCCUGCUCCGCUGCGGCGUGACCUUCGCAGACACCAUGGUGGUGGUGGACAAGGAGAGCUCCAUGAUCGCCGAGGAGGACUACAUGGCCGACGCUAAGACCAUUGUCAACGUGCAGACUCUCUUCAGGCUGUUCCCAGCACUCAGCAUCAUCACGGAGCUCACCCACCCUGCCAAUAUGCGCUUCAUGCAGUUCAGGGUGAAGGACCACUACUCUCUAACACUGUCCAGGCUGGAGAAGAAGGAGAGGGAAAAAGGCUCCAAUCUGGUUUUCAUGUUCCGCCUGCCCUUUGCUGCAGGGAAGGUCUUCAGCGUCAGCAUGCUGGAUACGUUACUGUACCAGUCUUUUGUGAAGGACUACAUGAUCUCCAUCACCAGGCUGUUUCUGGGGCUGGAUUCUACUCCGGGUUCUGGGUUCCUGUGUGCUAUGAAGAUCACGGAGGAAGAUCUGUGGAUCCGCACUUUUGGCCGGCUCUACCAGAAGCUGUGCUCGUCCACCGGAGACAUCCCCAUCGGCAUCUACAGGACUGAGGCACGGACACUGCCUGUGUCAGAGUCCCAGGUGUCCAUCAGUGUGGAGGACUGUGAGGACACCCGCGAGGGCCGCGAGCCCCUGCUGUGCCGGGUCGGCCCCCACUGUAACUCCACCUCCUCUGAGACACCCUCCGCAUCCUCCUCCGAGCACCCGCUGCUUCGCCGCAAGAGCAUGCAGUGGGCGCGACGCCUGAGCCGCAAGGGGGGCCGGGGCCCAGCCGGGGCCAAGGGGCCAGGCAGCGCCGCUGAGCGCAUCAGCCAGCAGCGGCUCACGCUGUUCCGCCGCUCUGAGCGGCAAGAGCUCAACGCCCUGGUGCGCACGCGCAUGAAGCACCUUGGCCUGUCCCCGUCUGGAUACAAUGGAAUGACGGACCAGUGCAACACGUUGUCCUACAUCCUUAUCAACCCCUCGCCAGACACUCGCCUGGAGCUUCAUGACGUUGUGUACCUGAUCCGGCCCGACCCGCUUUCCCAGGUGCCGGGCCGAGGUGCUCCCCAGAAUGCUGGCUCCGGACGCUGUGAUGGGCACAGGUUCCACACACGGGGCAGUACGCACCUGUAGGCCGGGGAGUGUGGAGUGAGAGGAACGGACGAGGCUGAGGGGACCAGGAGGGGGCGCUCUCACGGAGGGAGGAAAAUCGGCAGAGGAGAGGAAGAGGAAAGCUGCACUUUUAAUCUUUUCUGCACCAAAUACGAAAUCCUGCCUUUAUGUAUGUAUUUUGGGGACUUUCACGGAAAACGGAGGCUUCUGCUGCCUGCUGUUAUUUUCUCUCCUCACUGAGAGACUCUCAUUUUCAGCCGAGUCGCUAAACACUUACAUGUAUGCCGAGCUCCAGCCACUGCUGCUGCUGAUGUCUAUACCGCCAACCCCCCCACCCCCACCCCCCCAUAGACACUCAAGGCGGGGGUUCAUAGCCUAUUUACCCCAACGGACCUUCAGAGGAAUAUACACCCCACGAAAAUCAGCUGA